This is a messenger RNA of Rosa rugosa (rugosa rose), 1299 nucleotides long. RefSeq lists its product as uncharacterized. Gene Ontology annotation, molecular function: ER lumen protein retrieval receptor activity. The transcript is spliced from 6 exons. Gene Ontology annotation, biological process: protein retention in ER lumen. Bases 124 to 942 code for a protein of 272 amino acids. NCBI's taxonomy places the organism in Eukaryota, Viridiplantae, Streptophyta, Magnoliopsida, Rosales, Rosaceae. The record is from RefSeq and is a predicted model, not a curated record. Gene Ontology annotation, cellular component: membrane.
GUUGUUGAACAAGCCGAUCGAGUAGUUUAACUGCUCAAACUAAAACCUCAGACUCGUUUAAGACUCAAAUUCUCCUUCUUCUCUCGUCUUUCUUCUUCUUCUUCUUUGGAAUCCAACACUGUAAUGAAGGGAGGCAAAGGGCCCACCCACGCGGUGGCGACAUGGGUCCGGCGACAGCCGCCGAAGAUCAAGGCUUUUUUCGCGGUGGUGUCGGGAAUGGCCGCCUUGGUGGUCCUCCGAAUGAUCGUGCACGACCACGACAACCUCUUCGUGGCGGCCGAGGCUGUCCACUCCCUCGGAAUCUCCGUCCUCAUCUACAAGCUCAUGAAAGAGAAGACUUGCGCCGGGAUUUCACUCAAGUCGCAGGAAUUGACGGCUCUGUUUCUAGCUGUGAGGCUGUAUUGUAGUUUGGUCAUGGAAUAUGACAUACACACGAUACUGGAUUCGGCUACAUUGGUGACCACGCUUUGGGUUAUUUAUAUGAUUCGGUUUAAGCUCAGGUCUAGCUACAUGGAUGACAAGGACAACUUCGCAAUCUACUAUGUGGUGCUUCCGUGUGCUCUGCUUUCAUUAGCUGUACAUCCCACGACACAUCAUUUUAUUGUAAACCGAAUUGGCUGGGCAUUCUGUGUUUAUCUUGAAGCUGUAUCAGUACUACCUCAGCUUCGAGUCAUGCAAAACACUAAGAUCGUUGAACCCUUUACGGCACAUUAUGUUUUUGCCCUGGGAGUUGCACGGUUCUUGAGUUGCGCACAUUGGGUCCUCCAGGUAUUGGAUUCUCGAGGACAGUUACUGACAACUUUAGGUUAUGGGUUGUGGCCUGGUAUGGUUCUUCUCUCAGAAAUUGUCCAGACCUUCAUACUUGCUGAUUUUUGCUACUACUAUGUCAAAAGUGCUGUUGAUGGGCAACUUGUUCUACGCUUACCCUCUGGGGUUGUCUAAGUCUAAGCGGUUCAGUGUGCAAGAUCAAACUGCAUCGCUACUAAAAAAUUUGGGAAUGUUGCCUGCUCUUUUGAAUCCUUUUCUUGUGCGGCUAUUAAGAGAAUGGUUGAAAGUCAUAGAGUGAACUGUAAAGCGAGGGAUGUUUUCUCACUAGUCAGGUUUACAAGGUAGUCAUUAGCAUAUACACUCGAUGUCUAGAAAACCUCCUAGCAUAGACUUUUUGUGAUUCUGCAUUUAGUUUCGAAGCGUUAUCAGUGUAUGCUAUUCUCUCUAUGUCCUUCGCUGGUUAAACGGGAAAGACGUGUAACUUGUUUGAAUGGAAAAUGUUAUGUAAACGUAAUACGACAUUUAAGCAUA